This is a messenger RNA of Anoplopoma fimbria (sablefish), 1591 nucleotides long. RefSeq names its product palmitoyltransferase ZDHHC18-B-like. NCBI's taxonomy places the organism in Eukaryota, Metazoa, Chordata, Actinopteri, Perciformes, Anoplopomatidae. Bases 113 to 1591 code for a protein of 492 amino acids. Gene Ontology annotation, cellular component: Golgi apparatus; endoplasmic reticulum. Gene Ontology annotation, molecular function: protein-cysteine S-palmitoyltransferase activity. The record is from RefSeq and is a predicted model, not a curated record. Gene Ontology annotation, biological process: protein targeting to membrane; peptidyl-L-cysteine S-palmitoylation. The transcript has 9 exons.
CAGGACUUGUGCAGAAAAGCAAAAGUGUGUGUUGUCAUGUGCAGGAGGAGCGAUGCUCACUGUGGUCUGGGUCAGCUGAUGUUUUGCAGACCAGUGGGUCCAGGCUGGUCAAAUGCCUCCCCCGGUCGGGACAGUGCAACCCAAACUUCAGUGUGAAACCAUGAAGACCUGCGAGUAUCAACAAAUCGACCCCCGAGCUCUUCCCACUCCGACACCGGCCCCUCCGCCUCCUCCUCCCGGCCACAGCGACCAGAGAGAGGAGCCGAGAGGACCGAGGAGAAAGUGGCAAGUUUUCCCAGGAAAGAAUCGUUUCUACUGCGACGGGAGGAUCAUAGUGGCCCGGCAGAGCGGGGUCCUGCCCCUCACCCUGGGCCUUAUUCUCAUCACAAGUGGAUUAUUCUUUAUAUUUGACUGUCCCUUCCUGGUCAAACACCUGACCAGCUGCAUACCUGUUAUUGGAGGAGGCCUCUUUGUAUUUGUGGUCAUCACGUUGCUCCAGACCAGCCUCACUGACCCUGGCAUCCUGCCCAGAGCAACACCAGAUGAGGCUGCAGACAUUGAAAAACAGAUUGACAACACUGGAAACACCAGCUAUCGGCCUCCACCACGCACCAAGGAAGUCCUCAUCAACCAGCAGGUGGUGAAGCUCAAGUACUGCUUCACCUGCAAGAUGUUCCGGCCUCCGCGAACCUCCCACUGUAGCCUGUGUGACAACUGUGUGGAGCGCUUCGACCAUCACUGCCCUUGGGUGGGGAACUGUGUGGGAAAACGGAACUACCGUUUCUUCUACACCUUCAUCGUGUCGCUCUCCUUCCUGACGGCGUUCAUCUUCGGCUGUGUGACCACACAUCUAGCGCUGAGUAAGUGGGCUCAAGGUGGAAAAGGGCUGGUGUUUGCUCUGCAAGAGAGUCCAGGAAGUGCAGUGGAGCUGGUGAUAUGUUUCUUCUCAGUCUGGUCCAUCUUAGGCCUUUCAGGCUUCCAUACAUACCUGGUAGCUUCCAACCUGACCACUAAUGAAGAUAUUAAAGGCUCAUGGUCAGGAAAGAGUGGAGAAGACGUCACCAACCCAUACAGUCAUAAAAACAUUUUUAUCAACUGUUGUUCUGUGCUCUGUGGACCCAUGCCACCCAGCUUGAUCGACAGACGAGGUUUCCUGCCCGCGGAUGAAUCUGUCCAGACAGCGGGUGUGGACAUUGAGCUGCCCACUCUGGCCACUAAAAGCGAGAUAAACGUGUGCACACAGGGAACUAAAGGUCUGCUAGAGUCGGCCACUCUCCCUCCGCUCCUCUCCACCUCGUGUCCUCAGGGGAAACCUCCCUCAGCUUAUACCUGCCCAGACAACGGCCCGGCGGUGAACUCUGACCCUUCACCGGAGCUCUCCACGAGCUGUGGGGCCCGCCACACUGCUAGCACCCACGGCGAUACCUCUACACCACGUCACAGCAAGACCAGGUCAAAGAAAAGCAAGCGAGCGGCUUUGCACAUUCCCAACCCUUCCUUCGACGUCCCCGUUUCCCCUACCUCUCCGGAUGCUGGCCCCAGCUCCGAAGCCAGGGGCCACGAAGGUGCCAGCUUCGCCUCUUUGCACUGA